UGUUUGACGUGGUUUAGCUUUACAUUCGUGGUAAUAUUUUCAAAUAUUAAAAUGUAAUUAUAUUAAAAAAUACAACCAAAAUGAGUUUACAAUGGUAUAAUUUAUGCUCAAUUUGAAUAUCCACAAAAUAGCAACAAAAUGAGCUCUACAAAGGAAAUCCUGAUUAAAAUAGAGGAAGCAGAAGGCAGUAAUGGACAAACCAAGAAAUCGGAAAUUAAUAUUUUAUGCCUUGAUAUAACAUCUUUCAGUCCUAUAUUACAAUUUGCAACAUGCGCUUUUUUUGUUUUUGUGUGCUAUUUAGCAUAUGGAUAUUUCUUAGAGUUGAUAUUCUCUGUACCUGAGGUAAAGCCAGUGAGCUUGUAUAUAACAUUAAUACAAUUUAUAAUAACAAUGACUCUUAGUUUCAUGGAAUCACUUAUAAGAAAUCCUGCUAAAAGAAAGGUACCAAUAAGAACUUAUGCUAUUUUAGCAGCUCUUACACUGGGUACUAUGGCAUUUUCCAAUCUAGCGCUAAGUUAUCUUAACUACCCAACUCAGUUGAUAUUUAAGAGCUGUAAGCUCAUACCUGUGAUGAUUGGCAGUAUUAUUAUAUUGGGCAAGAGAUACGGGCUACUGGACUAUGUGGCCGCUGUCAUUAUGUGUAUAGGGCUGACUAUGUUUACUUUGGCUGACUCAGAAACAUCUCCCAACUUUAAUAUAAUUGGAGUGCUAGUGAUUUCCCUAGCGUUACUGUGCGAUGCGAUCAUCGGCAAUCUUCAAGAGAAAGCUAUGAAACAGUUCCAUGCUACUAACAAUGAAGUAGUGUUCUACUCAUAUUUGAUAGCUUGUUUCUAUCUGUUAGUAAUAACUUGCUUUAGCGGUGUAUUGACUGAUGGAUUUGUUUAUUGUGCUCAGAACCCUUCAACAAUGUACUUGAACAUAUUCUUGCUUAGUGUGAGCGGCUAUAUGGGUUUACAAGCUGUUCUGACGUUGGUGAGGAUCUGCGGCGCCACUGUCGCGGUCACAGUCACCACUAUGAGAAAAGCGCUCUCAAUUGUUAUAUCGUUCCUACUUUUCAGCAAGCCUUUUGUUUUCCAAUACGCCUGGUCCGGUAUGUUGGUAGCAUUGGCUAUAUACUUGAACCAUUACAGCAAGAAGAAUCCGCAUUAUGUUCCCGCGCCAAUACUGUCAUGUUGGCACUACAUGCAAUCUUACUACCAGUCCGAGUAUAGGUAUCUUAGGAUUAAGAGCAAAAUGUACGCCGAUACAGUUUAAUAGGACACAAAAAAUAUUUAGACAAUUAAUGAUAUAUGGUUAAUACAUUAAUAACAAGUAUAUUGUUAAGAUCUUUAAAGGUGCAUUCAAAGUAUCCUCUAUUACAAUCCUCGCGAUAACAGCGCAGCGCUAUUAAAUUUAUAUAAAUUUAUUAACCAUUAAUAAACUAAAUCCUGCAAUCGCGACAGUAAAAUUGAAAGUUUUUUUCUUCGAAUUCAUAAUACAGCAGUAGUAGUGCCAAUUCUGCGUCUAUUGUGAGAUUAUCUACCUACGUUUACUUAUUCGAUCGCGUGAAAACUAACUAAGAUUUGUAUGGAAUCGAAAGAGCGCCAUCUAGUUACAAUACUGGGAAUCGGUGUUGGAACACAAAUAUUUAAACUGCACUAAAGUGACAGGUCGAAAAGAAGAGCUGACCUUUUCAUCAAGACACACUGAAAGAGUAACCCUACAUUUAGACCUGUUAAUCUAGUUUACCUUGGAGAUUUGUGCAUAACCGUCUGUAACGGAAAUUGGCAACAUUUACCAUGCCAGAAGUUGACAUUACAGAUUAGGUAGAAAGUCUAAUGAGAAGUUUUAUCUCGACAUUGUUUAUCCACGCGGCUUAUACAGGUUUAUUUGAAUGCAUAAUUGAACCCUUAUUAUUAAUAAACGUGGCAUAACUUUAGAAAAUUUAUGCAGUGCUUUUGUCAGUGUUUGCAAAUAUCAGAAUGUGACAAAGCACAUUUAAUAAUAAAAGGGUAGUAACAAUUU
Pararge aegeria (speckled wood butterfly) is the source of this 2004-nucleotide messenger RNA. It is a transcript of the gene Papst2, whose product is annotated as adenosine 3'-phospho 5'-phosphosulfate transporter 2. NCBI's taxonomy places the organism in Eukaryota, Metazoa, Arthropoda, Insecta, Lepidoptera, Nymphalidae. Gene Ontology annotation, cellular component: endoplasmic reticulum membrane; Golgi membrane. Gene Ontology annotation, molecular function: 3'-phosphoadenosine 5'-phosphosulfate transmembrane transporter activity. The coding region runs from base 139 to 1254 and encodes 371 amino acids. Gene Ontology annotation, biological process: transmembrane transport. The transcript has 6 exons. The record is from RefSeq and is a predicted model, not a curated record.